AUGUUUCUUGAUGAAUUAAAAGAGAUUCCAGAGAAGGAAGGGUUCGGAAAUGUAGUUUCGAUGAAGCUAUCACCUUCAAGAACAUACGUUUUAUAUAUUUCUACAGACAAAAUAUGGAUUACAAAGGGAAAUAAUCCAAAUUUAGAAAUUAUCGCAUCUCUCCAGUUAGAAAAAUCAUUUACUGAAACAAACGGAUAUCUAUCUGCAUGUGGAUGGCUAAUUAGGGAUAGCUUUUACUGCAUGACUAAUCAAGGAUCAAUAUUAAUUUACAUUUUUAACAAUGCAAAGCAAAUUCAACUUCGAAAGACAUUCAAACAUCCUAAAAAUGGAAUGUUUACUUCAGUAGAUUCAUAUAAUGGAUAUGUUGCUGCUGGUGACGCCAAUGGAAACUUAUUUUUAAUUUCCCCAGAAAGCGGUGAUUCAAUUUGCCAUAACCUUGGUAAUAUAGCAAUUAAAUCUAUAGCGAUUUCCAAGCGAAAUGGUCUUAUAUUAGCAGGGGAUGGCUCAACGUAUUCAAUAGAUCUUCAACCACAAAUAUUGCAUCAAACAAACUAUGAUUUGAAGUGCAAGGAUAUGGAAUUCAAUGCAUACAAUAUUGUUUCAUCCUCAUUUGCUAAUAUUGCCGCGGCAUAUACAACUGAUGGGUCUGUUUUCGUGACAAACUUCAACUUAAAGCGUAUUAUAUCAACAGAGCAUCGCAUUUCAAAAUUAGCUUUUGGCCCAGAUUCUACACUUUUCUGUAUAUCUCAUGGAUAUAUUGGAAUAUUGCCAAGUAUGCAGCCAAAAUUCAGAUUUUAUAAACUCGAUCAACUCAACGAUGCAUUUAAUUUCGUUGUAAGUCGUACUCUUCUGAUUAUUUCAAAUGAAAACAAAUUUUAUUACUCUGAGAUCAUAAACAUCCCAAUUAAUCCAUCAUAUCCAUUCAUUUACACCAGAUCCAAUGUAACUUACUACGUUAAUAACGAAAACAAAAUCUUUACAAACGUAAUUACAAAACCUCAAGAUUUGCGAUCGAUUAAACAUUGUGUAACAAAUGGAUACUACUUUGCAUACAUUGGAUGUGGCCGAUUAUAUUUAUACAAUACAGUAAAACGUGUUUGGAUCAAAUCAAAUCAACAAUCUUUGAAAAAUACUAAGCAUCUCAUCUUCCAUGGCGAUACAUUAGUUGUUGUUCAUCAUGAUGUGUUCUCCCAUGAAUGUAUUGUUCGAUUUCUCGAGGUUUCCGAUGAAAAACAGAAAACAAUUAAGACAAUUAACCUCAAAACAGUUCCAAACUGCGUCAGAUCAGAUGGAAAGAACUUAACAUUUGCUUUCAACGACUCUGUCAUGGUUUAUAACGGAGAUGUCAGCACAUUCUUUAAUUACUCUUCAACAAUCGCCGAAACUCACAACGAUAACGUUUAUACACUGGCAAGAGGAAGAAGAUUACAAUGUAAUGGCUCCGACAUUUUUGAAAACGUGACAAAUUAUUUGGUCGACCACACAACUGGCAUAUUAAUUUUUUCAUCAUCAGAAAAUGAUUUAUAUACAAUAGAUUUGAGGAGCAAAAAGAUUAAAUAUUUAGAUUCUCAAAUCGGUUAUCUUUGCGGUUUGUUUACAACUCAGAAUUAUUGUUUAGUUUACAACGACUUUACAAAAGAAUUUUCCAUUGUAAACUACUUUGGCAAGACGUUUGCCAGCAAGAUCCAUGACAUCGAGAAGUUGUCUAUUCUCAUGAUACCUAUACAAACCAAUCCCGACUUCGAAAAUUUCAUUGAAGACGGAGUAAUUUCGUCAUUAGAUGAUGGAAGGGCGGAUAAACUUGUAGAAUUCGUGAGACACAAGCCGAGUGUGUUCAAAUUGUUCCCUAAACCAUAUUACUCGGCUACAGAGAUACUUUGCCAUUUCCUUGCUUUGAAAAUUUCAUCGAAAGAAGAAAAUCAAAUUAUCAAAUUUGAAAACGAUGAAAAAAUUUCAAAAGUCAUUCAUGCAAACUAUUCUUCUUUAAUCAGAUACAUAGGUCGUGAAGAAGGACAAGUUGCAUCAGUGUGUUGCGCAAUAGAAGUACUAAGGAAAUGCUACAGAGAUGAAGACGAAAUCAACAACGCAUUGAGCUGUGUUGAAUUACCUUUUCCAAGGUCAAUAACGGACAAAACUGUUCAAAAAUAUUUGUCUGAGUUGUAUUUCGAUGUUGUUGAGAAAUGCGUGUAUGGAUUAGUCUGCAUUAAGAGACCUUACGUAAUACCUUAUUUGUGCGCACAGACGAAAAAGAAUCCUGUUGUCAGUUUGCAGAAAUUCAAAGAACCAAAAAUUUCUGCAUUAAAAUGCAUUGAAAUUUUGUCACUUUUUAUCACUCAAAAUCCGACAAAAAUACAAUGUGUUAAAGAUCUUUGCGACAUGUUUAGCCAAUGCAAAUACAAUGUUUGGUUUUGCGCUUGUUAUUUAGUUACAGGAAAUGUUGCAGCCGCUGAAAAAAUUUUGUCUUUACCUGAUUUCAAGGAAAUUCGCGAGAAUAUUAAAGCUUCGAAAUGGGCACAUCUACUACAGUAA
Trichomonas vaginalis G3 is the source of this 2529-nucleotide messenger RNA. RefSeq names its product DPP6 N-terminal domain-like family. Lineage: Eukaryota; Parabasalia; Trichomonadida; Trichomonadidae. The coding region runs from base 1 to 2529 and encodes 842 amino acids. The transcript has a single exon. The record is from RefSeq and is a predicted model, not a curated record. Gene Ontology annotation, molecular function: protein binding.